UGCGUAGCCGUGUCGCCACUGCAAUCAAUAACAGUGUGCCAGCCAUAGAUAAUUCACAACAGAAAAAUCGUCCGUCUUCCCCGACACCCGUCCAUCUUGCUAGUGUCUCUCCUCGCGCUGCCCUAGCUAUUCCCCGCCCCCUCUGCCGGCGUCUCCAUCUUAAUGGACGCGUCAGCCACCUGCCGGUCGAUCUCUGUGAAUGAUGGCGCCGCCUCACCCGCACCGCCCGCAUCAUCUUCAUCCGUCAGGUCGAUUGAUGUACCGUGGACCAACCCGCCCCGCUUCUCGCUGCUGGGCUGGGUGCUCUUCUGCGCCUCCUGGUACGACAGGUGGAUGUGCAGGGCUGCCACGUGAUCAUCGAGGAGCGACAGCAAAUCUACGUGACGAUACACAAGACACAGACGCCUUUGAGCGCAUUAGUUUGCCGUGUGGUGCAGUGCUUACGCAAACGGGUGAGGGAGUGGGUCCCCUUGGCGCCGCUGAGCCGAUCGAGCAUGGACUCGCAGAUAGGGAAGCGCUGUAUGAUGGGCGGCGUGUCCGUAAUCUGUAUCUUGAGGGCGCGACGCCCCUUGACGUAGUGGUCGAGAAAGCCUUUGAGCAUCGCGCGCUCUCCCGAUGUCACUUGGCGGCUGGCCAGCUGAUGCGACACCAGGAUGCGAUUGAAGGACUCGUUCUCGUCGAGCCACUGGUCGGCGAGGUCGACCUCCCUCUUACGCUCUUGACGCUCACGGCGGAGUGCUGCAGACAUGCAUACGAUGACAGGGACAGACAUGCGUUGCCUUAGCUGGUGACUGACUGACCUUUCCUGUGCGCUUGACGUUCCGUGGGAAGCGAGUGGGCCGCACCCCUCAUACCUCCACUAACACGGACAUGAAACAAAAGACACCAGGUGAUGGCAUGGUGCUUGGACGCGCCUAACUGCGAAGUCGCCGACCUAUCAUCCGAUCUGAGGGCAUCAUCCUCGUCGCGAUCAUCAUCGCUCGGCUGCCUCUCGCGGCGGCGCUUCUGCUGCGAUCGGUAGCGCUUCGAGCGUCGGCCACCGCCAGCAGCUGCAGCCGCUGCCGCACCUGCACUGGCACAGGGCAGACAACGGGUGCGGUUUAUAUAAACCACUUUCAUUCAUACCUGUGUAUCCGUCCUCGUCGUCAUCCCCUUGGUAGUCGUCAUCCUGUCCCAUCUGGUGGGCACUAUCAUCACAUGGCUCGGCCCGCCCCCCACCCCGAUGCUGCUGCUCAUGCCGCUCCCGAGCGAUUUCUCCCUGCCGCUGCUCGUACGCUUCCAUGCUGACGCCCUCCGGCCAGAGGAAAUCGUCGUCGGGGCAAGCCGCAGCCGGCCAACCAGGACCCAUGCUCGCGUAGUGAGAUGGACAGAUGUUCUGAACAGACAAGAUGCGAGAUGCGAUGUGCGUGCGGUGACUUGUGGUUGUCAAUGUGUUCGCAUACCACAAGCAUCUGAGGAGCAAUCAAUCACCCACAGCGACGGGAACAUGUGCCCACACGGAUGGAUGCAUUCAUUCAUUCAUUGGCGUGUUGCUUCAUCACUGUGCACACCUGUCUGUGGUUGGCCCUGAGCGUCUCUGUCCAGGGGGGCUGGGGCACAUCCUCAUCCUCGUAGUCCGGCAAGACGUCCACACGACUCUGCACACAAGACCGUAAUAAAUAAUGCAUGCCGUUGUGAGUUGGUGAGUGAGCGAAGCAGCAUGAAGGGUCGUUCGAUGUCCAUCUCUACCUGCAUUUCGUCAUCUCUGUGCGUCUUGUACCCCUUCUCCACGUAUACACCAUGCAGCGUCCUGAUGUACUUGACAAGAGCCGGCACGUGGGCCCGCCACAUCUCAACGCACGGGUGACCAUCAUAUCUCGACCGGGCGAACGCAUUCGUGCUUAUCUGCUCGAAGAUGUCCAGAGACUGGUCUCUGGGGGUAAGACACAGACAGCAUUGGUCCAUGUAGCGCAGUGCAGUGAGGUGUCUGCAGUUGGUUCUUGCUCACAUCUGCAGCUGUAAGUCAUUCUUUCGCAUGCACUCAGCGCAACGUCGGUAGUCUGAAGCAUAUACACCGCCAAAGAGCUCAGAAAGGGUUGGUAAUUGAAUUGUGGUUGUUCUCUUUGUACCGGCGUAUGGCAGAUAUGUGACGAUUUUCGAAGCCAUUCUCCCGCCCGGUCCCAACUGCGAGCUUAAUGGCUCCAGCAAAGGUUUCAUACACCCUAGGUGUGACGAAGGAGUCAGUCAGGCGUCGCAACCUCAGCCGCA
Vitrella brassicaformis is the source of this 2247-nucleotide messenger RNA. NCBI's taxonomy places the organism in Eukaryota, Vitrellaceae. The record is from the annotation of a GenBank genome assembly.